Molecule: messenger RNA, 1086 nt
Organism: Lottia gigantea (owl limpet)
Lineage: Eukaryota; Metazoa; Mollusca; Gastropoda; Lottiidae
Exons: 6
Coding region: 1-1086 (361 amino acids)
Biological process (GO): glycoprotein catabolic process
Molecular function (GO): beta-mannosidase activity
Source: RefSeq, a predicted model, not a curated record
AUGUGUGUUUAUGAUAUUGUUUUCAUUUUACUUAUUGUUACUGGUUAUACUGAUGCAAAUAAUGUACUUGAUUUAAAUGGAGUUUGGAGUAUAACGAAUGGUCUAUUGUUUUUUGUGUUAGAAUUCAACAUCCAAGGUAACGUACCAGGAGAUGUUUACACUUCUCUAAUACAAAGCAGAAUAAUAGAAGAUCCUUAUCGACGUGAUAAUGAUGUAGUGUACAGACCCUAUGCUUAUUAUGGCUAUACAUAUAAUAGAAAAUUUACUGUUAGUGAGGCAGAUUUUAAGUCUACUAAAAUAGAACUAGUUUGUGAUGGACUGGACACAUUCUCUGAUAUAAUGGUAAAUGGUGUAUUGGUUGGUAGUAGUGAUAAUAUGUUUAUAAAGUAUAGAUAUAAUAUUAAACAUGUUAUAAAACCUGGUAUAAAUAAUAUUACCAUCAGCUUCCAAUCUGCUGUAAUAACUGCUGAAGCCUUGUAUAAUAAAUCUACCUACCAUAUACCAUCAAUAUGUCCAGAUGCUUACCAUGGUUUUUGUCAUUAUAACUUCAUCAGAAAGAUGGAAUAUUCAUUUAGUUGGGAUUGGGGUCCAGCUAUACCUAACCAGGGUAUUUGGAGAAAUAUCUACGUAGAAUGUUAUGAUAUUCCAAAAAUAAAUAGUAUUUCUGUUUUACCAAAGCAGUCAGGAAACACAUUCUAUUUCCGUAUAAAUGGUGUACCAAUAUUUAUGAAGGGUGCUAACUGGGUCCCACCUGAUACAAUGUUAGAAAGAAUAACUAGAGAUAAAAUAGAGAAUAUAUUACAAUCAGUUAUAGAAGGAAAUAUGAAUUUGUUAACAGUAUCUGGAGUAUCUAUGUCAAAUGUUAAAAAGAUGUCUCCUACAGAAUUUACAGUAACAUUAACUACAAACCACAUAGCACCAUUUGUAUGGAUUAAUUCACGUGGUAUAUCUGGUCGUUUUUCUGAUAAUGGUUUUAUAAUGAAAGAUCCUCAGCUACAGUUGACUUUUACAUCCUGGCAACCAGUGGACUUAAAAACUUUUACUUAUUCAUUAUCUGUACAAUCAUUAAUGGAUAUUUACCAUUAA